AACAUACCAGAGCUGCAAGGUACAUCUCCUUCCUCUUCUCAACCUUCAGUCGGUCUUGGCGGAGCAGUGUGAGGUGAGCCAUGAGCCGGAGCAACGGCAACAGCGGCGGCGGCGGCGGCGGAAGGAGCGCACGGCUGGAGCUUCAGCUGCACCUGUCGCCGCCGCCCGCGGGGAGGAUGGAGGUGGACGGGGGCGACGGCAGCGACUCGUCGUCGCCGAGCUCGUGCGUGUCGUCUGACGGCAGCCCGGGCGGGAAGUCGCCAAUGGUGAUCGGCGCCUGCACGCGGUGCAUGAUGUACUGCAUGGUGGCCAAGAGGGACUUCCCCACCUGCAUCAACUGCAAGCAACCCUGCCUCGUGGACCUCCUCCACGCCGGCGGCAGCGGCGGCAAGAGCAAGUGAAGGAAGACGAGCGUGCCCGCCCGCCCAGUGGAUGCUCAGACGGAUGGUUACCUCAGUCUUGCUUGAUGCGCGGAUCUUGGGGCGCGGUGGGUGGCGGAGUGACCGCCGUUGGAUCAUCCACUGGACAGGGCCUAUUUCUAUUUGCUUCAGUAGUAGGCUGGUAGAGACUAAGCUU
This is a messenger RNA of Phragmites australis (common reed), 576 nucleotides long. Its product is annotated as protein GL2-INTERACTING REPRESSOR 2-like. NCBI's taxonomy places the organism in Eukaryota, Viridiplantae, Streptophyta, Magnoliopsida, Poales, Poaceae. The coding region runs from base 81 to 401 and encodes 106 amino acids. The record is from RefSeq and is a predicted model, not a curated record. The transcript is spliced from 2 exons.